AAACUAUUGGCGCCGAUUUGCAGUGUUUUCUUAUCAUAUAAAAACAAAGAAAGAACAGAAAAACAAAACAUUAACUUUCGUUCCUAGGAUUCGACAAAGAAGAUUGAAUUAUUUCGAUUGACGUAAAAAACCUCAAGGUAUCGAGGAAUUAAUUAAGAGUAGAGUUUCGGUUUUUAAAAGAAUUAACCGGUUUUGAAUGUAAACAAAAAUGAUGUGUAGUGAAGAAGUACGCGAUAAAAAAAUAAUCAACUCUAGAGUCUUGACUAUGAUCAUCAUAACAUCUGUUGAAGCUAAUCAGAUAAUAAAGUCCAUAUGAGCACGUCAUAGCAUACAUAAAAGGAAGAAAUGGAAGCUGCUUCUGCUUUAAAUUCUGUUGAGGAAGCUGUUAGAAGAUUUUCUCUAACAACCAAAACUAGUGUGAAAGGUGCAGGUCAAAAAACUCCUCUGAUAUUUAAAAGAGAGAAUCCACUUAGAGAGCAAUUUUCUGAGCUGAAUGAUAAAUGCAGUGACAGUAUUGUGGAACAAACUCAACUUUCUGUGUUAUCCAAUGAAGUGACUGCCAAUGGAAACAAUAUUUCACCGCACGAGAAACAAAAUAAAAGUGGGAUGACUCUAAAAAAAUUUAAAAUUUUAGCGGCUAUUUUUUAUGGAAAUUUAUUUCUUGGAAGUUGUUAUUCCUUAAUGGCUCCUAUAUAUCCAGCAGAGGCAGAAAGGAAGCAUUGUACUGCCAGUGCUUAUGGAUUAGUGUUUGGUGUUUAUCAACUUAUGAUGUCUAUAUCAGCUCCUAUUUAUGGCAAAAUUAUUGUUGUCCUAAAACCUGGUUUCAUGAUGAAAGUAGGAAUGUUUGUGUCCGGUGUUUGUGUCAUUCUUUUUAGUUUCAUGCAUUACGCCCCUUCAGGGAACAGUUUCAUUGCCUUAUCUAUGCUUGUGCGGGCAGUUGAUGCAUUAGGAGCAUCAGCCUUUUUGACAGCUUCCUAUACAACAUUGGGGUGCGAACUACCUGAUAUAAUUGGUCGUGCUAUGGCAAUCAUAGAAACAGCUUUUUCCUUUGGACUUGCUAUUGGACCAGUUAUUGGUGGCAUGCUGUUUCAGGUUGGAGGUUUCAGUCUUCCUUUUUUAGUUGUUGGUGGUCUACUUUUAACAGGAACAGUUGUAAAUAUUUUCCUCUUCAAAGACGUCGAUGAUGUUCCUCCACAAUCAAUUAGAGCCAGAGAUUUAAUAAAAGAUAUCGAUUUCCAAAUAGAUAUCCUAGUAAUUAUGUUAUGCUUUGCCAUGUUAGGAUUUAACGAAGCAACUCUAGAGCCUCAUAUUCGACAAUUUAACUUCAGUCCAACUAUAGUGGGAUGCAUAUUUCUAAUCGAAGGAGUAGUUGAUGCAGUUAUCGCUCCUAUUUGGGGUUUAUUUGCUGAAAGAGUGCCUAAUGCCCAGUGCCUAACAAUUUUUGGAGCUUUGGCAUUUAUUGUUGCUUUCAUCAUCAUUGGUCCUUUACCUUUUUUCAAUAUCCAUACACAAUUAUCACUUGUGAUAGUAUCCCAAGUCUUAAUAGGUAUUGGAAUGGCUGGUGAAAUUGUGUGUUCCUUUACUCAUGGAAUGAAACAUACUGUUGAGCGGGGCUUUCCAGAUAAUGUUGGAACAUAUGGUUUAGUUUCUGGAAUUCUAUUCUCCGUUUCCUGCUUUGGUGCCUUUUUUGGACCUUCAAUUGGUGGCUUUUUAAUUGAUAGCGUCGGUUAUGAAUAUGCAACUUUUGUAGUUGUCAUCGGACAAUCUGCAGUGACUGUGAUUCUUGUUUCGAGGUUACUUUACAAGAGAAAAACCAGAAAUAAAAAGCCAGAAGGAGAGAAAGUAGGACUGUGAUGAAAUUAUUCUUUCAAAGCUUCAUUACUAUUCAUAGAAGUUACUCAGUGCCUAAAUUAUUUUUUGAGAAACCUCUUGUAUUUAGAUAUUUACAUUUCAUCCUUCAGAUACAUUUAAACUAUUUUUAAUAAAGUUUCAAAAUCUCA
Parasteatoda tepidariorum (common house spider) is the source of this 2000-nucleotide messenger RNA. Lineage: Eukaryota; Metazoa; Arthropoda; Arachnida; Araneae; Theridiidae. The record is from RefSeq and is a predicted model, not a curated record.